AUGGAGAGAUUGAGAUGUCCAAUUCACAAUGAGUCAAUUAUAUUCUAGAGACCAAAUUAACCUGAUCCAAAAUCAAACUCAAGAAAUCUUUGUAAAAUCUGCAUAGUUCAAAUGGACAAUAAUUUGAAAUUAAUAGAGGACAGGCAAUAAGAAUUAAGGAGACAAAAAACUGAAAUCUAGGAGGAAAAAGAGCUAGAAUACUAAAACAGCAUGUCAAUUUUAGAAGAGAUAAAAUAAGACCUUUUAUUUUUUGAAUAAUAAUUUAAGAUUUCGUUUAACAAAUACAUAGAUUCUAUUGAUCAAUACGGGGGGUUAUUCAAAACCUAAAUGACCAAGUUUUCGAAUACAAUAAAGAAACUUUCUGUGGCUGACUCUCAAUUAUUUAGUAGUUCAUGUAAAGAACUAUUAAAGGAUACUCCUAACCUUUCAGAAAUAAAAAAGAGUCUCUAGACCAACCUUAGUAAACUAAACUCAUAAUAAUUCUUGAACAAAUUACAAGAAAAAAUAAAUAAAUUAAGUUAGGAUUAAAAUAUCGUACAGCCAAAGUUAGACUAAUCGAAUUUUGAAAAAAAAGAUAUUUACAAUUUAUAAUGUCAAACACAUAGAAGCAGCAUUGUUAUGGCAGACUUAAAUGAGAAGAGUACAGUACAAAAUAGAUUGGUUUGCUUGUCCUGUGUGGAACAACAUUAAAUCAAAUUUAUAAGAAUUGAAAGAGUUCUUGAGUUAAAGUCAAUAUACUAUUAAAAUCUAGUAAAUAACUUUGAUAUGAAAAUUGAAUAGAUUAUUCAAUAAUAAGAAGCCUAAAAUAAAUCACUAGAAGAUUUAGAAAAUACAAUCUCAUAAUUAAUUUAAAAGUACAAAAGAGAGUAGAACGAGGAAUUCAACAACUACUUAUAGUAUAUUAAAUAAAAAAAAAAAAAAACUUAAGAAACAUGGUCAGCUGAAAACUUCGAAGGGAUGACCAUAAUUGUAAACAUACUUAGUUAACCAAAUUAUAUAGAAUAAUUCGAUGAUUAAUUAAAAGAGGACUUGAAAAGCUUGGAGGAAAUUUAGAUUAUUAAUUUGAAUUGUUUCAUCUAAAAUUGUUAAGGUAUUUUAAGAAAAUUGAAAUCUGGUGGUUAAAUAUUGGAAUAAGAAAUAAUUAACAAAAAUGAAGAGAAAGCUGAAAUUAGUAGGAGAGAAACAUAAUCAGUACUAAAAUAAUAAGUACUAACAUAAUAAGUAAGACAAUAAUAAGUAAUUCAAAGUUAAGAAUAAAAAAAGGUUGUUAAAUAUUAGCUAUUGUAAUAAUGCUCAAUUAAACAAGUUGAGAUUUGUUAUGCACUUUCAAUUAAUAAAGAUUCCUCACUAGUAAUUGCUGCAUGUAGGAAGAGAAUAUUGAUAUUCUAAUUGAAUAAUGGAUAAUUAAUAAUUAUUCAAACAAUCCAUAAUUAACAUACAGGCGAUGUUUAUUGUUUAACUUUUUUUAAAAAAUCUAAUUCUUUUCUUUCUGGGAGUUAUGAUUAAUCUAUUAAAAUUUGGGAAAGAAAAACCAGAACUCUUUAAUGGACCUGCUAAUAAAAUUUAGAUUUGCAUACAAGUAGUAUAUUUUGUCUGAUAUACUCAAGAAAAGAAGAUCUUAUAAUAUCUGGAAGUGCAGAUAAUACUAUUAUAUUCUGGGGACUAGAUAAAUAAUGGAUGCGUAAACAAGUUAUUAAAGAUCAUACCAAUACUGUUUAUGGCUUAAGUCUAAAUGAAUCUUCAAAUAUAUUAGUUUCAACAGGGAGGGAUAAUAAAAUAUUGGUGAUUAAAUUGGAAAAUGAUAUUUGGAGUGUUUGUCAAACAAUUACGAAUGACGACUUUGGAUUGAGAAUAUGUUUCAUAAAUAAUGGUGCAUUUUGUUUCUAACCAAGAAAUCUUAAUNAAAAAUAAAUAAAUUAAGUUAGGAUUAAAAUAUCGUACAGCCAAAGUUAGACUAAUCGAAUUUUGAAAAAAAAGAUAUUUACAAUUUAUAAUGUCAAACACAUAGAAGCAGCAUUGUUAUGGCAGACUUAAAUGAGAAGAGUACAGUACAAAAUAGAUUGGUUUGCUUGUCCUGUGUGGAACAACAUUAAAUCAAAUUUAUAAGAAUUGAAAGAGUUCUUGAGUUAAAGUCAAUAUACUAUUAAAAUCUAGUAAAUAACUUUGAUAUGAAAAUUGAAUAGAUUAUUCAAUAAUAAGAAGCCUAAAAUAAAUCACUAGAAGAUUUAGAAAAUACAAUCUCAUAAUUAAUUUAAAAGUACAAAAGAGAGUAGAACGAGGAAUUCAACAACUACUUAUAGUAUAUUAAAUAAAAAAAAAAAAAAACUUAAGAAACAUGGUCAGCUGAAAACUUCGAAGGGAUGACCAUAAUUGUAAACAUACUUAGUUAACCAAAUUAUAUAGAAUAAUUCGAUGAUUAAUUAAAAGAGGACUUGAAAAGCUUGGAGGAAAUUUAGAUUAUUAAUUUGAAUUGUUUCAUCUAAAAUUGUUAAGGUAUUUUAAGAAAAUUGAAAUCUGGUGGUUAAAUAUUGGAAUAAGAAAUAAUUAACAAAAAUGAAGAGAAAGCUGAAAUUAGUAGGAGAGAAACAUAAUCAGUACUAAAAUAAUAAGUACUAACAUAAUAAGUAAGACAAUAAUAAGUAAUUCAAAGUUAAGAAUAAAAAAAGGUUGUUAAAUAUUAGCUAUUGUAAUAAUGCUCAAUUAAACAAGUUGAGAUUUGUUAUGCACUUUCAAUUAAUAAAGAUUCCUCACUAGUAAUUGCUGCAUGUAGGAAGAGAAUAUUGAUAUUCUAAUUGAAUAAUGGAUAAUUAAUAAUUAUUCAAACAAUCCAUAAUUAACAUACAGGCGAUGUUUAUUGUUUAACUUUUUUUAAAAAAUCUAAUUCUUUUCUUUCUGGGAGUUAUGAUUAAUCUAUUAAAAUUUGGGAAAGAAAAACCAGAACUCUUUAAUGGACCUGCUAAUAAAAUUUAGAUUUGCAUACAAGUAGUAUAUUUUGUCUGAUAUACUCAAGAAAAGAAGAUCUUAUAAUAUCUGGAAGUGCAGAUAAUACUAUUAUAUUCUGGGGACUAGAUAAAUAAUGGAUGCGUAAACAAGUUAUUAAAGAUCAUACCAAUACUGUUUAUGGCUUAAGUCUAAAUGAAUCUUCAAAUAUAUUAGUUUCAACAGGGAGGGAUAAUAAAAUAUUGGUGAUUAAAUUGGAAAAUGAUAUUUGGAGUGUUUGUCAAACAAUUACGAAUGACGACUUUGGAUUGAGAAUAUGUUUCAUAAAUAAUGGUGCAUUUUGUUUCUAACCAAGAAAUCUUAAUAAAUUAGAUAUAUAUGUUUUGAAUAAUGGAUAAUACACUAAGACCAAAGAAGUGUAAGUUUUAAAUGGAGAGGAUUGUGAAUCUCUUUUUCCUUAAUAAUUCAUUAAAUAAAAAUAGUUGUUAGUAAGUAAAAAUGGAUCAAAUUUGAAUUUUAUAAGUGUUAAUCCUAAUUCAGAAUUAACCCUGGAUUUUUCUAUUGAUUUUAAUUGCAAAAGGCUGUAUGGUACAUUAAGUAAUGAUGGUGAAUAUUUAAUUACUUGGGAUGAAAAAUAAAAAGAGAUACAAGUUAGGAAGUAUCAUUUAUGA
This is a messenger RNA of Paramecium octaurelia, 3611 nucleotides long. The record is from the annotation of a GenBank genome assembly. Lineage: Eukaryota; Ciliophora; Oligohymenophorea; Peniculida; Parameciidae.